Messenger RNA from Nerophis lumbriciformis (worm pipefish), 1649 nucleotides. Lineage: Eukaryota; Metazoa; Chordata; Actinopteri; Syngnathiformes; Syngnathidae. The record is from RefSeq and is a predicted model, not a curated record.
UGUGCAACAUUGUCAUUCUUUUGUUCAGAUUACUGCCGAAGCACGACUGAGCCUCCACGGACCACAGCUCAGCCCUCGUGUCGCUACAACUGCGGCGGACACAUGGGAAGCUGCUCCUGCUCCAGCUCAUGCCAGUACUAUGGCAACUGUUGCCGUGACUACUACAAUUACUGCCAAAGCACGACUGAGCCUCCACGGACCACAGCUCAGCCCUCGUGUCGCUACAACUGCGGCGGACACAUGGGAAGCUGCUCCUGCUCCAGCUCAUGCCAGUACUAUGGCAACUGUUGCCGUGACUACUACUCACAGUGCUCUACCACUACUGAGGUGCCGACAACGGACCAGCCGUGUGGAGGGUCCAUGUUUGGAUCUGGUAUCUUCUCCAGUCCCAAUCACCCUGGGUACUACCAGAACAAUGCCUACUGCGUGUGGAAUAUCAGAUCCUCGCCGAGCCAGAGAGUCCUGCUGGAGUUCCCGUACCUGCAACUGGAGAGCUGCUGUCGCUGCGACUACAUUUCAGUCUACGACGGUCCGUCCGUCAACUCCCCGUAUCUGGGAAAAGCGUGCGAGAACGCCUCCAACGUCUUCUACUCCACCUCUAGCCACAUGACUGUGGUAUUUCGGAGCGACGGCUCGGGAAGCGGGAGAGGAUUCAGGGCGGAGUUCAACAGCGCUCUGCCGCAGAACUCGGGUAAAGUAAACUGUUCUUCGAAUGACAUGACCAUCGUGAUCGGGAGGAAAUACCUCAACUCGUUGGGCUACGACGGCCACAGUCUCUAUCUCAACAACCAGAACUGCAGACCCAUUGUUUAUGCAAACGAGGUGGUCUUCAGUUUCGGCGUCAACAGUUGUGGUACCAGUCGAAAGUUUGAGAACGGCAGAGUGGUGUACACCAACGCCGUCCGCGCCUACACGUCCAGCUUCGGUGACAUCACUCGCAUGGCCAACUUAAAAAUCAACGUGGUCUGUCGGAUGGAUCAAGACUCGGUGGCGCAGUUUAUGUACCUGGCGCAGAAUCACGACAACACCACUAUCACAGGGACGGGAAAGUUCAACACUUCCGUGGAUUUCUACACACACAGCAACUUCUACUAUAAGGUGACAGAAUUCCCAUACAAAGUGUCUCUCAACCAAGAUCUGUACGUCCAGGUGGACCUAGGGGGCGGAGACAGCUCCCUUGUCAUUUUCCUGGACACCUGUGUGGCCUCACCAUCACCUUAUGACUUCCACAGUACAACCUACAGCCUGCUCCGUAAUGGGUGUCCUGUCGACAACACCUAUCAGUCCUACUCCAGUGGCUCCACCCGCUACGCUCGCUUCUCAUUCAAGGCCUUCCAGUUCCUGCGAAGCGUCGAGAAGGUCUACCUCCAGUGCAAGGUCCUGAUUUGUCAAAGCAACGACUGGAACUCUCGCUGCCGCCGGGGCUGCCUCAAACGCAAGGCCAGGGACGUCGGCGCCGAACACGAGAGCCGGACUCUGGUCCUGGGUCCCAUCCAGCUCGUAGACAAGCCCGGCAAAAAGGAAGAGGAGGCUGCAAAAGAGGAUCAAGUUUAAUUUGAUCAGUUCAACUCAUUCUAGUUAUAAACAUUGUUUAAUAAACAUACUCACCCUUUGUAUACGUCACAAUACCUGAUUAAAAGCUGCAUCAA